GCUCCAUCCCCCGCUCCUCUUCUGCAACAGAAAUAUAACAACAAAGAAUGGCAAUGGCGGCGUUUAUUUUGAAGUCAGACAACCAAUUCAUUACACCGGCUUCAUCAAACGCCGACGUUCUUGUUUACGACUUCGACCACAUGGGCGACAUGAACACUACUCUUCAGAUCAACGAAAAAGGAGCACUCUUGCCAAAGCGUCCGGCCGUUCGCGUCGGCCCUUCUUCGCCGCAGCACAAGGCGCUGCAAGCGUUCGGCGUCGCGAUCGAGGGCGAGCAACUCGGUGGGCUGGCUCGCGAGCUCGCAGGAAUAGAAGACGGGAACAAUGUGUAUGUCUACGUGAACCGUCUCGGGCUCUGCAUCAUCACAAAAAUCAACCAUCCAUCCGUCAAGGCCAUGCGGAUCAACGAUUACUUUGGCUGGUCCAAGUAUGGCGUGAGGGUUCCUCGAGAGAUGAUUUGCAAGUCCACCACCACCUUGUGGAACAGGCUCGACAUGUUCACCGGAGAAACCAUGAUGGACGUCGGAGGAAUGGCGAGAGCGGCGGAGGAAGCCAAGGAGCUGCGGCGGAGCCUGGAGGAGGAGAGGUUGGAGCUGGCUGUGUGCAAGAUGGAGCUGGGGUGGAUGAAGAAGAACGAGUCGCUUUGGAGCAAGCUGGUGGAAGACAAGGAGAAUCAACUUCAAGCUUUCAAGGCUGCCUUACGUGAAGCCCUUGGUUGAUCUUCGUUAAAGGCUAUGGUAGAUCGAUCAUCAUCAUAAUCACGAGGAAGAAUCAAUAAAAGUCCGAUCUUAGUCCAGUGAAUUUGAACACUCCCAAUAUCAAAGCUUAAUUAUUGGGUUUCUCUCUAAUUAAUUCAUCCGGUCCCGUUCAUGUACACUUUCUAUAUGCUAAUGUAAUUAAAGAAGAACAUUUAUGGUAAUGUAAAUAAAGAAUAAUACUAGAAAUGACAAUCUCGACCUCAUCCGUUUUACAUUCGAUUUAUUAAAAUAAUUUUGGAACUCUUCUCGAUUGACCGAAUUGAUUGCAACAAUAAUCACAAAAUAAUGAAUGGUUUGGGAUUUG
This is a messenger RNA of Linum trigynum, 1062 nucleotides long. Lineage: Eukaryota; Viridiplantae; Streptophyta; Magnoliopsida; Malpighiales; Linaceae. The record is from the annotation of a GenBank genome assembly.